AAGUCACAGUUUGUCUGAGACUUGAUAUCAAACAGCAACAUUAUGUCUGGAAGAGGUAAAACCGGUGGCGGCAAGACCAGAGCAAAGGCAAAGACUCGCUCCUCCAGGGCCGGGCUUCAGUUCCCCGUGGGCCGUGUCCACAGGCUGCUGAGGAAGGGCAACUACGCCCAGCGUGUCGGUGCCGGCGCACCCGUCUACCUGGCGGCCGUACUCGAGUACCUCACCGCUGAGAUCCUCGAGCUGGCUGGAAACGCCGCCCGCGACAACAAGAAGACCCGUAUCAUCCCGCGUCACCUGCAGCUGGCUGUCCGCAACGACGAGGAGCUCAACAAGCUGCUCGGCGGAGUCACCAUCGCUCAGGGCGGAGUCUUGCCCAACAUCCAGGCUGUUCUCCUGCCCAAGAAGACCGAGAAGGCCGCGUCCAAGAAGUAAACACUAACCCUUCACAACACAACACAACGGCUCUUUUAAGAGCCACACACUUUCUCUGAGACAAAACUAAAUCCUCUUCAUUACAGCAUUACUUCAUGUGGGUACAGAUGUGAGAAGAAUGCUAACAUUUCAAUGUGUGCUCUAUAUGAUCAUGUGUUAUAUACCACCAAUGGCAUAUAAAAUCUCUCUCUACAACUA
Molecule: messenger RNA, 630 nt
Organism: Solea solea (common sole)
Lineage: Eukaryota; Metazoa; Chordata; Actinopteri; Pleuronectiformes; Soleidae
Product: histone H2A-like
Exons: 1
Coding region: 43-432 (129 amino acids)
Cellular component (GO): nucleosome
Molecular function (GO): structural constituent of chromatin; protein heterodimerization activity; DNA binding
Source: RefSeq, a predicted model, not a curated record